CUUGGCUAGGGAGUUAUUUGACGCCGCCGCCCCUGGCAGUCGGAAGUUGCCUGAGCAGAGCCCAGCCGGCUGGCCCGACUGGCCUUCGUCGUCCCUUGGCACCCUGGGAGAGUGGCUGACGGGUGGACGACGGACUGCCUGAGGACGGCCGGCCAGGGCAGUGAAAGCGCCAGCCCAAUGGCACGGGUCGCGUGAGGCGGAAGGCCGAGUGCGGCCGGCGGCGGCGGCGGCGGCGGCGCCCGCCCCAGCGAUGCGGGCCCCGCCCGUAGCCUCAGGUGCCAUUUGGAUUGUACUUUAGUGGCACAAUGUACUCUGAGUGGAGGUCACUGCAUUUGGUGAUUCAGAAUGAUAAAGGCCAUACCAGUGUGCUGCACAGCUAUCCAGAGAACGUUGGGCGAGAGGUGGCAAAUGCUGUAGUCCGUCCUCUUGGGCAGGUGUUAGGUACCCCUUCAGUGGCUGGUAGUGAGAGUUUGUUAAAAACUGACAAAGAAGUAAAAUGGACCAUGGAAGUAAUUUGCUAUGGACUGACCCUUCCAUUGGAUGGAGAGACUGUAAAAUACUGCGUUGAUGUAUAUACAGACUGGAUUAUGGCUUUAGUGUUGCCGAAAGAUUCUAUUCCAUUGCCAAUUAUUAAAGAGCCGAAUCAAUAUGUUCAAAGUAUACUAAAACACCUACAAAAUCUUUUUGUACCAAGACAGGAACAGGGUUCCAGUCAGAUUCGACUAUGCUUACAGGUCCUGAGAGCCAUUCAGAAACUGGCCCGUGAGUCAUCUCUCAUGGCCCGAGAAACCUGGGAAGUCUUACUGUUGUUUCUUCUGCAGAUUAAUGACAUACUUCUGGCCCCACCAACUGUUCAAGGUGGCAUUGCUGAGAAUCUAGCAGAGAAGUUGAUCGGUGUUCUCUUUGAGGUGUGGUUACUAGCUUGUACUCGGUGCUUCCCAACACCUCCUUAUUGGAAAACAGCCAAGGAGAUGGUGGCUAACUGGAGGCAUCACCCAGCAGUGGUGGAGCAGUGGAGCAAGGUCAUUUGUGCGCUCACUUCCAGAUUGCUACGCUUUACGUAUGGUCCUUCAUUUCCUCCAUUUAAAGUUCCUGAUGAAGAUGCCAGUCUGAUCCCUCCAGAAAUGGAUAAUGAGUGUGUUGCACAGACAUGGUUUCGCUUUUUACAUAUGUUAAGUAAUCCUGUGGAUUUGAGUAACCCAGCUAUUAUAAGCUCUACUCCCAAAUUUCAGGAACAGUUCUUGACUGUGAGCGGAAUGCCGCAAGAAUUGAAUCAGUAUCCCUGCCUUAAACAUCUGCCUCAAAUAUUUUUUCGUGCCAUGCGUGGAAUCAGCUGUCUGGUGGAUGCAUUCUUAGGCAUUUCUAGACCCCGAUCAGACAGUGCUCCCCCAACACCCGUGAAUAGAUUAAGUAUGCCUCAAAGUGCUGCUGUCAAUACCACCCCACCACAUAACCGGAGGCACCGGGCUGUUACUGUGAAUAAGGCCACCAUGAAGACAAGCACAGUUAGUACUGCUCAUGCCUCAAAAGUUCAGCACCAGACAUCCUCCACCUCUCCUCUGUCAAGUCCAAAUCAGACUAGUUCAGAACCCCGGCCAUUGCCUGCCCCUCGGAGACCAAAGGUUAACAGCAUCUUGAAUCUCUUUGGAUCAUGGUUAUUUGAUGCAGCAUUUGUUCACUGUAAACUUCAUAAUGGGAUAAACAGAGACAGCAGCAUGACUGCCAUUACAACACAAGCUAGCAUGGAGUUUCGACGGAAAGGGUCACAAAUGUCCACAGACACCAUGGUUUCCAAUCCUAUGUUUGAUGCAAGUGAAUUUCCUGAUAACUAUGAAGCAGGAAGAGCUGAGGCUUGUGGGACACUGUGUAGGAUUUUUUGUAGCAAGAAGACUGGAGAAGAGAUUCUGCCAGCUUAUUUAUCCAGAUUUUACAUGCUUUUAAUUCAAGGUUUGCAGAUAAAUGAUUAUGUGUGCCAUCCUGUCUUGGCCAGCGUUAUUCUAAACUCUCCUCCUUUGUUCUGCUGUGACUUGAAAGGGAUUGAUGUUGUGGUUCCUUACUUUAUUUCAGCUCUUGAAACCAUUUUGCCUGACAGAGAACUCUCAAAAUUCAAAAGCUAUGUAAAUCCAACAGAAUUGAGAAGAUCCUCCAUUAAUAUCCUGCUUUCUUUGUUGCCCCUCCCUCAUCAUUUUGGCACAGUCAAAUCUGAGGUGGUCCUGGAAGGAAAAUUUAGUAAUGAUGAAAGCUCUUCUUAUGAUAAACCAAUAACUUUUCUGUCCCUGAAGUUGAGACUUGUGAAUAUAUUAAUAGGUGCCUUGCAAACAGAAACGGACCCCAACAACACCCAAAUGAUACUAGGAGCAAUGUUAAAUAUUGUUCAAGAUUCAGCACUUUUAGAAGCCAUUGGUUGCCAGAUGGAGAUGGGUGGUGGAGAAAAUAACCUGAAGAGUCAUAGUCGCACUAAUAGUGGUAUUAGUUCAGCAAGUGGCGGAAGCACGGAGCCCACAACUCCCGAUAGUGAGAGACCCGCUCAAGCUCUCUUAAGAGAUUAUGAUUCAGCUGCUGGGCUCCUGAUUCGCAGCAUUCAUCUCGUCACUCAAAGACUCAACUCCCAGUGGCGCCAAGACAUGAGCAUAUCACUGGCAGCUCUAGAGCUCCUCUCUGGCCUUGCAAAGGUAAAAGUGAUGGUUGACUCAGGAGACCGGAAACGAGCCAUCAGUUCUGUGUGCAGCUACAUUGUUUAUCAAUGUAGUCGGCCAGCUCCUCUUCACUCCAGGGAUCUGCACUCCAUGAUAGUGGCAGCUUUUCAGUGUCUCUGUGUCUGGCUGACAGAGCACCCUGAUAUGCUUGAUGAAAAGGACUGCCUUAAGGAAGUACUGGAGAUUGUGGAACUGGGUAUUUCAGGAAGUAAGUCCAAGCACAGCGAGCAAGAGGUCAAGUACAAAGGAGAUAAGGAGCCAAACCCUGCAUCUAUGAGGGUAAAGGAUGCUGCUGAAGCCACCCUAACAUGCAUUAUGCAGUUGCUUGGCGCAUUUCCUUCACCUAGUGGUCCUGCCUCUCCUUGUAGUCUUGUGAAUGAGACCACUUUGAUUAAAUACUCCAGGCUGCCAACCAUAAACAAGCAUAGUUUCCGGUACUUUGUCUUGGAUAACAGUGUCAUCCUGGCAAUGCUGGAACAACCUCUUGGAAAUGAGCAGAAUGAUUUUUUCCCCUCUGUCACUGUGCUGGUCCGGGGGAUGUCUGGAAGACUUGCUUGGGCGCAACAGCUUUGUCUUUUACCCAGAGGAGCAAAAGCAAAUCAGAAGCUUUUUGUGCCUGAACCUCGCCCAGUUCCUAAAAAUGAUGUUGGAUUUAAAUAUUCUGUGAAACAUCGGCCAUUUCCUGAAGAGGUGGACAAGAUUCCUUUUGUGAAAGCAGAUCUCAGCACCCCUGUCUCAAAAAUAAAAAAAGUUAAGAUUGGCCUUGUUAGUUUGAUAAUAGUUUCAAAAAAUGAAACAUCUGGUUUAUUUCAGUUAGAAGAAAGACAUGAAAAAUUAAGGAGUGGCAUGGCCCAGCAGAUUGCUUAUGAAAUACACCUUGAGCAACAGAGUGAGGAGGAAUUGCAGAAGAGAAGUUUUCCUGACCCAGUUACGGAUUGCAAGCCACCGCCUCCUGCCCAGGAAUUCCAGACAGCCCGCCUUUUCCUCUCACACUUUGGAUUUUUGUCCUUAGAAGCAUUGAAGGAACCUCCAAAUAGUCGUCUACCUCCUCACCUUAUUGCACUUGAUUCCACGAUACCGGGGUUUUUUGAUGACAUUGGGUAUCUGGAUCUCUUGCCAUGUCGUCCUUUUGACACAGUUUUUAUUUUCUAUAUGAAGCCAGGUCAGAAAACGAACCAAGAGAUUUUAAAGAAUGUGGAGUCUUCCAGAACUGUUCAGCCCCAUUUCCUAGAAUUUUUGCUUUCCCUUGGCUGGUCAGUUGAUGUGGGCAGACACCCUGGUUGGACUGGGCAUGUUUCCACCAGUUGGUCUAUUAAUUGUUGUGAUGAUGGUGAAGGAUCUCAACAAGAAGAAGUGAUUCCCUCUGAAGAUAUUGGAGCUAGCAUUUUCAAUGGACAGAAGAAGGUGCUGUAUUAUGCUGAUGCCCUUACGGAAAUAGCUUUUGUGGUUCCUUCUCCUGUGGAGUCCUUAACUGAUUCAUUGGAAAGUAACAUCUCAGACCAAGAUAGUGAUUCAAAUAUGGAUCUUAUGCCAGGAAUUCUGAAACAGCCAUCCCUGACACUUGAGCUUUUCCCCAAUCAUACAGACAAUCUUAAUUCCUCACAGAGGCUCAGUCCCAGUUCCAGAUUGAGGAAGCUGCCUCAGGGUCGCCCUGUUCCUCCCCUUGGACCUGAGACAAGAGUUUCUGUAGUCUGGGUGGAGCGCUAUGAUGAUAUAGAAAACUUUCCCCUCUCAGAGCUGAUGACAGAGAUCAGUACUGGUGUGGAAACUACUGCAAAUAGUAGCACUUCACUGAGAUCUACGACUCUUGAAAAAGAAGUUCCUGUCAUCUUCAUCCACCCUCUAAACACUGGAUUAUUCCGGAUAAAAAUUCAAGGAGCCACUGGAAAAUUUAACAUGGUCAUCCCUCUUGUGGAUGGGAUGAUUGUCAGCAGGCGAGCUCUUGGCUUUCUGGUAAGGCAGACUGUAAUUAACAUUUGUAGAAGAAAGAGACUGGAGAGUGACUCCUACAGUCCACCCCAUGUCCGCCGGAAACAGAAAAUCACCGACAUUGUCAACAAGUACCGGAACAAGCAGUUGGAGCCAGAGUUUUAUACUUCACUUUUCCAGGAGGUUGGACUCAAGAACUGCAGUUCUUAGACCACUGAAUUUCUAAGACUGUUGAACCCCCGUUUGGGAACUAUGACACAGCAGAACAGUUUGAUAGGUGAUCACUGUAAAAAUAAAAACGAAUCACUCCCAAGAGCUUACUGUUUAAUCACCAGAAUAGAAGAAACACAUUAUAGCCCAUUUGAUAGAAGACUUUUGGCUAUCUAGUGAAAUAGCCUCCCAGACACAAUCAUAUUCCUGCUGAUAAUGAUGACAUACAUUUUAGCCAUAAACUUUCUUUUAAAAGUGACAAUUUUAGUUAAACCAAAGCCUUUUGAGGAGAAAGGCUUUUAUGCAUCUCAGUUAUACACGUGCAUUGGUAGUAUCAACAAAUUUGCAAUAUAGAAGUUGAAGCUAGUUUUAUACCUCACUUUUUAGGAGGUUGUAUUAAAAAAAAAUCUGUCUCAGAAUCUUCCAGGACAUUUAAAGACUCAUGUUGAUAGCAUGGAGGAGAAGGAAAGAAGUCUCAGCCUUCUACUCACUUGUAGGUCUACUUGUCAUCCAGCUGUCAAACUGACAAAAAGAAAAUAGGAUAACAUGUUUUUUUCUCAGAUAAGAAGCCUGACAUUAAAAUAUGUCAUAUUUUUUUUCUCCACAUUUCAGGAAGUUGUCCUUGUCAUCACUGCACAGAUCUGUCUGAAAGCCUCAGUUUCUGGGCCACCCAGCAACAGAUCAGAAAUGGUGCAUGGCGUUGUCCUUUAAUGGGGAUGCAAAUAAAGUUUGUGGGGUUAAAAGUUAUAAGACAGCAGUGAUACCCCCACUCUCUCCAUUAUUGUCCAGCAGGGUGACGUAAUGACAGGUUAAACAUUUGUGAUUCAUUAAUUAAAUAUCAUUUGAAGAAAUGUAAUUCACAGUAGGGGUUGAAAAUUAUUUGGUUUCAUCUAUUAUCUCUUAUUUCAGGACCAAGCAGCAAACUGCAGUAGUUUAUGAAGGAUUCUAGUUUGGGGUUCAGGAAUAGCCUCUCAACGCUCCUUAUUCAGAUCUUUCCCAGAGAACUACUCGAUUUCCUUGUAAUUGACAAACAUGAGUGACCACCUCUUUGGGUGGCUACUGUUAGAAAUGGCUAACAGUUGUUGUCAUCUUUUCUGGACUUUGCCAGCCAACAGAUCCCUGCCAGGUUUUGGAAAUACUUCUGUUACCUCGCUGCUACUUUUCUGCAGGGAUGAAACUUUUGAGGUGGCCAGACCCAGAACAUCCUUACAAGGAUUCCUGUUACAGUGCUACAGCAUACACUGCUCAUUUACCCUAUUCUCAUGUGCUUUCUUCUUUAGUAAGAUUAUUUUAUGUUAAGAAAGUAAGUGAUAUUUGAAGUCCAAAGAGGAAUGAUCACAGUUGUAUAAGAGGUGUUUUCUCACGUGAACUCUGAUGUCAGUAGACUCUAUAGGUCAAAGCUACAACAAUCUGUUUGGGUUGAUGUUUUGGUAGUUUACUUAGGGGGCGGGGAUAGUGUGGGACCUAAUUCCCUGUGCAAAUGUCUCUUAUUCCAGAAAUAUGCAUUUGCCAUCUGUGAGCAAGAAAUAUGGGCAUAGCAGCUCUUGGUUUAAAGUUUGCCAUAACCUUUUCUUCAUGUUUGUUUUAAGCUCAGGUAAAGAUAACCUCCUCUUUCUAUGACUCCAGUUUCCAUUCAGGUUAUAGUAUUAUUCAAUAGUUGAUUUUCUUUUUAAGCUGGGCAAUAAAUUGAUGUUUCCAGAUGGUAGCAUGGGAGAGGGCAUAAUGGGAUAAAGAUGAGCAAAUUCUACCCUAAAAAUGUUCUACUGGUUCACAGGAAGAAGAUGAGGUUUAACAACUUUUAAGGUAAUUCUAGAUUGACAUUUUGAGGGGAAAAUGGGCUCUUGUUUUAGUUGAAGUGAGCAGAGAAGGCUGUAAAUUGAUUGUAACUUAACAUUCCAGAGGUUAAAAAUAACUGAUGUAGAUGCACUUCUUCAGUGUGAUUCUUCAGAUCAAACUGUUACCUUGGCAUAGUUAAUGUCAGAAAAAUGUGCUGUGUGUGUAUGAGGGUUGGGCUUCCUGACCCUUGAGUUAGCUUUAAUUUCUGGCAACUCCUUGUAAUUCCAAUGUAUUUGAUAAGUGAACAACCAUGUUGAAUGCAUUUGUGAUCUGGGAGACUCCCUGGUCUUCCAGGGAAGGAAAGAUGUGCAGCCCUUGAAGGCAUGAAACUUCUAAUGUGUACGGAGCCAGUGGAAUAUGGGAUACACAUACCUACCAGGCACUGGUUCCUUCUGCUCAAAAUAAUAUCUGCCCACAGAGGGAGUGUGGUAAGAACCCUUAGAUCCAGUCUUUCACUAAUAUGGAUUUGAGUUCAUGGUCACUAUGUUUAUCUACCUGUCUGUGUUAAAAAAUCACUUUGAGUAAAAUAGCACCAGAGGAACCUAUUUAAUACAUAAUAUUAAUAUUUAGUAGUCUGUUUGAUAAAUUUGCCAGCAUAUGUUCUAGCCUUUCAGGCAAAGCAAGGACCACGUUCGUCUGUGGCUUAAACAGCUCAGUCGCUAUGUCCGUUGGCUAUGCCGGGGGGUGGAUGAGUGUGGCAUUCUAUGAAGAGGAAGGUGGUAAGUAAGGUUGCCCAUCUACUGCUGCCUUAAAUUGGAGGAGGGAGCUUUUCUCCUCCUCUCUGAUUGGGUGCACUGAGGUCAGUGAGGAGGGCUUUUACCUUGUUAACCCUUUCCUUGUUUAACUAGCUUUCCUUUUUGUCUAGGACUUCUUCCUGAGACCCUCUUCCAUCCACUGGGCCUUUUAAAGGACUCAUUACAUGUUGGGUUGACCCCCUUUUUUUUGCCAGCACGCGCGUGCACACACACAUGCAUACUCAUGCACAUUUUCUGUCAUUUCCAAGUCCUUUAUUUCAGGGCAGCCAUUUUCCUCUGGACUCAUUAAUAAAUACAAAUACCCACACCUUUGGCCAGUAAUGUUGGUUCCCUGCAGGUUCUGUGUAUGAGGCCUUAGUGAAUGGUUACUUUCUCCAUAUACUAGGGAAGCAUUUGUCAGACUCUGCAGACUGGGUUCUAGAGAGGCAGAGUCUUUAGGAGUACCCAUUUCUUCUGGAAGGUGGAGCUUUACCCAAAGUGGAAGUUAGCUUUGCUCAAAGAUGUGUUUUGUGGUAGUUGGUAAAAAAAAAAAAAAAAACCUAUUGGAGAUAAUUUGACGCUCCUGCUGGCAGUAGUUCUCCAUUCACCAUUUUAAAGCCCAUUCAGGUUCUAUCUUCCUAAAAAAAUUGAUUGCUGUGUUUACAUGAAAUGAUGAUUGGCGUCAGAUGGUCUGUUUUAAAGAUUUCCAUGACAGCCUUUUUUCCUGAGUUGGAGAGAUUGGAGGUGGUCCAUCCAUACAAUGUGGAAUCAAACGGUGGGUUUCUUAGUAGCUAAAGAAGCCAUGUACUUAUAGUGUUUUUCUCCGAAUAUCAACUCAGAAUAUCAACUCAUGUUCUUCAGAUGCUUUUCUUUUUUUAAUGGUAAGGGAAAAGGUGUAAUUUGGGAUUCCACAGUGCCUUGCAUAUAGUAGGCGCCCAAUAAAUACAUGUUGAAGCAAACCAAGUUUCCCAAGUUCUCAUCUCUUAACAGUGACCAAGACAUCUUUCUCCUCCGAAGGGCUUGGCAGUUGUGGCUAAAAAAUAAGCAGUAUCAUUAUUUGCUUGAAAAUCAUAUAUACAGUUUGUAUGAAUUUCAGUAUGUUGCCAAGACAUGAUCUUUUUCUUACUGUAUUUUCUGUAAAUAUUUCUGGCACUGAACUGUAAAGUAAAGGCAAAGUGUAAAUAUGAAGGCCUGCCCGUGCCCCUUGCCUCCUAUGUUUCAUCUUCGUCAGUUAGGGAAGAAGGUCCAGAGGUUUGUUUGUAUUUAUGCCGAUCCUUUGUCCAGAAGAAACCCAUGGAAUAUUGAAUGUAAUACAUUUAGUCAAUUAAAUUUUAAGGCGAUUCUUAUCUAA
Messenger RNA from Cebus imitator (Panamanian white-faced capuchin), 8756 nucleotides. RefSeq names its product Ral GTPase activating protein non-catalytic subunit beta (gene RALGAPB). The coding region runs from base 306 to 4835 and encodes 1509 amino acids. Lineage: Eukaryota; Metazoa; Chordata; Mammalia; Primates; Cebidae. Gene Ontology annotation, molecular function: GTPase activator activity. Gene Ontology annotation, biological process: activation of GTPase activity; regulation of small GTPase mediated signal transduction. The transcript has 30 exons. The record is from RefSeq and is a predicted model, not a curated record.